AUCCUGAGAGGCAGUGAGCGCUCAGAGAAAGGACGAGAGGAACAGACAGAUUGUUGGGCUGAAGAUCAUUGAACGCCAUGGAUAGCAAAUAGGAACAGAGUCAACAUUUUACACGUCUAGCCUGCAGCCAUUGAUGCUGUCAAUGAUUGACAGCUGCUACUCUUUGUUGUUGUUGUCAGACUGUUUGUUGUCGCUUGUCUUGGAUGCUGAAGGAUUGAUAGGAUUGGAAUUACGCUUCUGUCUGCCAUCCUCAAGACUUGCAUUGAGAGGUCCAAAAAUUGGAUGCAGACAAAAUAUUUGUGACCACAUCAGCAUUCGGCGUCAGCGUGACCGACAGGAGAAGCGUCGAGUCCGUCAGGAGUGGCGACAGCAGCCAGUCAGAGCGGAGAGAUGCUGAGUCCGUGCGGGCGUGCGGCCUUGGCUUUCAUGUCAUUACAGCUGCUGCUAUGGCGCGAAACUGUGACCAUCGAAGUUCCUCAACACCCAAAGAUCCUGGCAGACCUGAAACAGCCCCCGACUAUAAUCAAGCAGUCAGUGAAGGACUACAUUGUGGACCCCAGAGAUAACAUCAUCAUCGAGUGUGAGGCCAAGGGCAACCCUGUGCCAACGUUCACAUGGCGAAGGAAUGGGAAGUUUUUCAACAUCGGGAAAGAUCCUCGGGUGACGAUGCGGAAACGCUCGGGAACGCUGGAAAUCGGUUUCCGUAACGGAGGACGUCCGGAGGAUUACGAAGGAGAGUACCAGUGUUUUGCCAACAAUAUAUAUGGGAUGGCGCUGUCGAACAAAAUUGUACUCCAGGUCUCCAAGGCUCCUUUGUGGCCGAAAGAGGUUCUGGAGCCGGUGGUGGUGACUGAAGGCACCUCGUUGGUCCUCCCCUGUAACCCCCCUCCUGGUCUCCCGCCCCCUUUCACUUUCUGGAUGAGCAGCAUGAUGAUGCCCAUCCGUCAGGACAAGCGAGUUUCAAAGGGUUUAAACGGAGACAUGUACUUCUCCAACGUGGUGGCCCAAGAUGCUAACAACGACUACAGCUGCAACGCCCGCUUUCCGUUCACGCACACCAUCCAGCAGAAGAACCCCUUCACUCUCAAAAUUAUUACCAACGAGCCGUAUAAUCACACAUCUUACAAUGCCAGUGACACUUAUGUUGGCCGUAAAGUAUCCGAGUCGACGCCAACCUUCCUUUUACCGUUGGGGAGUGAGAGCUCCAAAAUGGUGCUGAGAGAUGAGCAACUACUGCUGGAGUGUAUAGCUGCAGGACUACCCACGCCUACGAUCAAGUGGUUUAAGAAAGGCGGAGAUCUGCCAGGACACAAAGUGAAACUGGAGAAUUACAACAAGACGCUGAAAGUGAUCAAAGUGUCCGAGGAGGACGCCGGGGAAUACGUCUGCAUGGCCAACAACCACUUGGGCAGCAUACGCCACUCCAUUUUUGUUCAAGUCAAAGCGGCUCCUUACUGGCUGGACAAACCUACUAACCUGGUACUUGCCCCGGAAGAGAAUGGGCGCCUGGUGUGUCGGGCGAAUGGCAACCCUAAACCCAGCAUCCAGUGGCUGAUCAACGGGCAAACAAUCAACAGCUCUCUGGCCAAUCCAAGUCGACAGAUGAUGGGAGACACUAUCAUCUUCCGCUCGGUGCAGAUAGGAAGCAGUGCUGUGUAUCAGUGCAACGCCUCCAACCAACAUGGCUAUCUGCUGGCCAAUGCCUUCGUCAGCAUCCUCGAUUAUCCUCCAAGGAUGCUGGGGCCUAAAAACCAACUUAUUCAAGUGGUGAAGAACAAUCGCACCUUCUUGGAUUGUCCUUUCUUCGGUUCCCCUCACCCUGCGUUACGCUGGUUUAAGAACGGACAGGGCAGCGGCCUGGAUGGCGGUAUGUACCGCCUCUACAUCAACGGAACCUUGGAGAUCAAACGUGCCCGAGUGGAGGACGAAGGAACCUACACCUGUGUGGCCAACAGCAUUUUAGGCAUGGCCGAAAACCAAGUCCGCCUGGAGGUCAAGGAGCCGACACGCAUAGUUGGAGCUCCUCGGCAUCAGUCAGCCAUAAGAGGUUCAACAGUUCGCUUUGAGUGUAAAGUGGAGUCUGACGCCAGCCUGCCCGUCUCUGUGGAGUGGAUGAAGGAUGACGAGCCUCUCUAUCUGGGAUGGAGGAUGAAGAAGGACGAUGAAUCUCUGACCAUCUCCAACAUCAACGAGGGCGAUGAGGGAACUUACACAUGUUCUGUUAAGUCAGAGAUUGAUCAGGACUCAGCGUCGGCACGACUCACUGUGUUAGAGGAAGUCUCCCUCAACCCCUCACUUUCUAGUGGCUUGCCUCCAGACCACCCAGACCCUCCGUUGGAUCUCGAUCUGUCAGAUCCAGCAGCACGCAGUGUUCGACUCACCUGGAUUCCUGGAAACGACCAGAGAAGCCCUAUUACAGAAUUUCUGGUCCAGUUUGAGGAGAACCACUGGGAGCCAGGAAGAUGGCAGGACCUGGCCACCUACCCCGGGGACCUCAAUUCCGUCAUCCUGCAGCUUGCUCCCUUUGUCAACUACCAGUUUAGAGUCAUUGCCAUUAACGCGGUGGGUCAGAGCAAGCCAAGCGCGCCCUCACCUCGAUACAAAACCAGUAGCGCCGCUCCAGAUGUCAUUCCCAGAGGUCUCCAAGGGUGGGGCUCGGAGAAAAACAACAUGGAGAUCACUUGGGAGCCCCUGCUCGAUCUGGAGAAAAACGCUCCAAACCUGCAGUACGUGGUGUGGUGGAGGCGGAAGGAUUCCGAUGCCGAAUGGAAUAACGUCACCACAAUCGGGAACAAAGUUGUUGUGCACGACACAAACACUUAUGAGCCUUAUGAGAUUAAAAUCCAGGCCUCAAAUGAUGUCGGCCCAGGACCAGAGUCUAAUGUGGUGAUCGGGUACUCAGGAGAAGACAAACCAACCAAUGCUCCUACAGAAUUGCGUAUUUCAAAGGUGAACAGCACUAAAGGACACAUCCACUGGAAGCCUGUGGACCUGGCCUCUGUCCAAGGAGAAUUUAAGGAGUACAGACUAUACUACUCUCGGGAGUCCAGUCAUGUUCCGGGUCUGCUGGUUAGGAAGGAGAACAAGACCAAAGGGUUCUACACGACCAUGGCUGAGCCGUCUGCCAUCCUCAGCAGUCUUGUACCCUUUUCGCGGUACAAGAUGUUUAUGGUUGUGGCUAAUAAUCGUUACGAGGGUCCGCCCAGCAACACAGUUGAAUUCAGCACCAAAGAGGGAGUUCCAGACGCUCCUCCAUUCUUCAGAAUCAAUCGCAGAGGUUUUGACACCAUCCACCUGGAAUGGGACAAACCUCUGGAACCAAACGGCAUUCUGAUUGGAUACCAGCUGAAGUACCAAAUAGUCAACGCUUCCAGGGAUGCUCGUUCUCAGAUUGAGACGUUCCAUCCCAACAUGACUGAGUACACCAUGCGCCUGCCUGAUCGAUCCACUCGCUACAAAUUCUAUCUGUCAGCGCUCACGCAGGUGGGAGCAGGCGAGGUCUUUCCGGAGGAUUCGCCCUUCUUUACCAAUGAGGAAAACUUUACUGAUGCUACAGGUGUAGUUGAGCUUACGGAUGCCUCUUUGUCUUCAGUUUUUACUGUUACUCCUACUCCUCUUGCUGCUCUUCCUCCUACUACUGCUGCUCCUACAACCGAUAGUACCUCAACCGAUACAACCACUCCUCCUGUUACCACAAUUGCUGCUGCUACUACUACUACUACUACUACUACUACUACUACUACUACUACUACAGCAGCAACUACCAUUGCUACAACUGAGGCCCUCUCUACCACACCACCUCAUGUGCUUGACGUCAACAAGAAUGUGGUCCGUGGGACAGAGAUCUGGAAUGUGACGGUGGAGCGUAACAGUAACUACGUUAAUGUCAGCUGGACACACAACUUCCCGCCCGGCACCAGCAGCUUUGUGCUAGAGUUCACACUGGACAGCGACCAGACAAUGAAAAUUGUACCGGUGGCACAACAGCCGCCAAUUGCGGUGCCAGAUUUGCAGGCAGGCGCCAUGUACCACCUGAGGGUUUACUCGCAUGAAUACAACAGCGUCAGCAGCAACACUGUCACCUUUAUUACCAAAGCAGCUUACAUCGACCAGGUAGACAUCGCUACUCAGGGCUGGUUCAUUGGGUUGAUGUGCGCCAUCGCCCUCAUCAUCCUCAUCCUCCUUAUUGUCUGCUUCAUCAAAAGGAGCCGUGGAGGCAAAUAUCCAGGCGGAGGAUGUGUGACUGCUUUGGCAGGUGGUCUAGUGCGGGAUAAAAAGGAGCUUCCUUUGGAUUCUGUUGAUCAGAAAGACCCGGAUGGAUCCUUUGAUUAUCACAGCGACGAGGACAACAAGCCUCUGCAAGGCAGCCAAACAUCUCUGGAAGGACCCGUGAAGGAGAGCGACGACAGCCUGGUGGACUACGGCGAAGGCGGUGAUGGCCAGUUUAACGAGGACGGCUCUUUCAUUGGACAGUACACCGUGAAGAAGGACAAAGACGAGACGGAAGGCAACGAGAGCUCAGAGGCCACCUCGCCUGUCAACGCCAUUUACUCGCUGGCAUAGUGCUACCACACGUUGCUUCGGCGGAACUAUGACACAAAGACGCGGGGGGACAAAGACAACGUCCUCAGACAAGAAACUGGGCUGGCUGACUGCAGUUAAUGAAGGAAUGACACAGACCGAUUAGCAUUCACGCCUUCAUUUGACAUUUGCAGAGUAGAAAGCUGACGCGACGUUUGGACUAAGUGCUCAUCUUUCUUUGUGUUCCGCCUGCCCUUUAUCCGCACAGACUUCAAGUGUGCCUUGGAGGUAGCUUUCAGCGUUUGGAGGCAUGGAAAAGCGCUCUGUAGACUUGUUGCAUUGUAGUUUUUACAACAUAUCAGCUUACUACCAUCCACAGAAUGCUAGCAGAUAUGUUUAUCAUAUUGAUAUGUGCACAAUGAAAGAUUCAAAAUGUUCCCCACAGCUGGUAAAAGACUCAUGAAAUCUUAAAGAACGCUGUAUAAAGUCCCGGCAAACCAUUUAGUGCCCGCUAAAUCUAUGCAGCCCAUGCCAUCCCAUAAUGCUUAGUACAUGUCUUUUGCUACCACUUGCAGGGUAUAUCGCUUGCUAAUAAUCACUUUGCCUUUGAAGCUGGAGCGUAAAUGCUUUGUCACCUCAAAUCCAACGUCGUACGUCCCAACAUGCGCUGGUGGAGCACAGUGUUCUCUCGGUUAUUGCGCUGGUUACCUUACAGAUAAAGUAGGGAGACUAUUUCAUGAUUUGUAUUAAUAUGACUUGCUUUUACUUAUAAACACUUCCUACUCUCUUAAAACACGUAAUUUUAGCAUAAAACAUAGACCCAACUAGCUGCUAAAGCCAGCUCUCCAAUCAGCUAAAGCAGGGGUGUCAAACAUACGGCCCGGGGGUCGGAUCAGGCCGGCGAACAGGUUUUAUCCCGCCCGCGGGAUGAGUUUGCCAAGUAUGAAAUUACCCUGAAAUUUUUGUAUGAAAAAAACAGCUGUUUUAAAUGUGUCCACUGGAUGUCGCAAUAGCAAUUCUUUGUAUCUUUGUAGAUGAUGCUACAUAUGUACAAAAUAAACCACAUGAUGUUAGUACAUCAGUCGAGGAAAAUGAUCAAACUACAUAAAUAACAUACUGUAAUUUGGUUUUGAUGUAAUGUUUUUAUCUUGAUAGAUUGAAAAUUAACACUAAUGAGUUGACUGAUUAACAUUAUCACAUAAUUUAUAAAAUAUAAAUAACGACAAAUAAAGUAUAUAUACUAUUGACUGCAACAGGUAAUUGUAAAAAAAAAAUAAAUAUAUGAUUUGUUCAAUUUCAGAAUGUGCUUGUUGUAUUUUUAAACAAAGAAAACAAUCUGAAGUUGUCUUUAUUUUUAAGUUAUCGUGCCGUGAUUUUACCAGUCCGGCCUACUUGGGAGUAGAUUUUUCUCCAUGUGGCCCCCCGAUCUAAAAUGAGUUUGACACCCCCGAGCUAAAGAGUCUCACUCAAUAACUCCACAGUGAAAACUGUUUUUAGGAGUUUACUGAAGAUUUUGUGAAGCUAAAAUAAAAUAAAAUAAAUGAUAUUGUAAACUGAUAGCGACCUUCGCUUUGCCACAUAGCGGUUUUUGAGCAAGGGAUGACUGCUAGACUUCUAAUUUUGGUUCAAAGCAAGUAAAAAACAGGAAGUCAACGGGACACCAAACAAUAACAAACACACUGCAUUAGGGAGUGGGCAUAACUACUUUAUGGUAGGUUCCGAUCCGCGAUGCACCGAGACCGCAAUAAGUGAGGGAACACUCGAUUUCACAUUUAUUUUGCAGCAUUUUAUCGUUUAAUGCGAGGACGCGGGAUAGACUACAAGCGUUCUCUUUUAAGCAUGCUGACUGUUGCUGUCAUAAUGAUCUUUUUAUUCCAACACUGUAUCACACAUUAAACAUAAUCACACAUCAUAAGAGCAAAAGUAGCUAUAACAUAUUACACUGCGUACAUUCAUUUUCUAAUUGCUGUUUGACGCCAAGAUGAAUAAUGAUGACAUUUAUACCUGAGAAGUCUCAAUGUAGCGCAGGAAUGGUAAAGACGUGUCUUCUAGAGUUAUUUUUAACUUUUUGUUUCUUUGUCAAGAACAUGAUCACAAGGUGUGCUGAUCACUUCAAGGUCUGAUGUGAAAAGUAGUUAAAAGCAAAGGAUUCAUUUUCAGAGACGUGCACGUGUAGCACUGUGUGCAUGUGUGUGUAUGUGUGUGUGUGCGUGUGUGUGUGUGCGUGUGCGUGUGUGUGUGUGUGUGUGUGUGUGUCAUAGCAAGACUCUUACAGUAAAGAGGAUUUGCACUGGUAUGAUUUAUCAGCAAACCUUUGGCCCCUUUUCUUUAAAAAACUAACUUUAUUCUGAGCCCCUGGUUUUCAAAGGUAAGUUAAAAAUACAGGUUGUAGUUAAUCAUGUCAUUAAUUUGUCAACAGCUUUACUGGCAUGAAAAAUGACAUUUGACAACAUUUAUUGGGAAUGGGAAUUAAUUUCCUUUCAAAAUGCACCAACUUUCAAUACCCCCUUUUGUCAUAUUAUCUUAUUAUUGUCAUACUGUUUUAGUGUAUUGCAAACUACUGCAAGUUUGUCAACUUUGCAAAGAAAUAGCAUUUCCAAAGAAGGUUUGUUCUUGCUACCGUAUUUCCUUGAAUUGCCGCAUGGAAUAUAGUAUUCGCCUGCCUAGAAUUACAGCCGGGUCAAACUCGUUUGGCAAAAUAAUUAGCGCAUGCUUGGCACUUCCGCCGGGUCAAAUAUGAGUCAUUAAAUGACUUCCGCCUCCUGGUGGUAGAGGGCGCUAGUGAUCCUUCUUGCGACUGCUAUACUGCAGAAGAAGACAACAUGCAGCAAGAGUGAGCAGCCAUUGUUUGCUUGCACUUUUACCAUGGAGGAUUACAUAUCUAAAAUAAAACGGUUUUCUAAACUGGACUUUCAAUCGAAGCAGGAGGUAAUACUUAAAGGAAGAUCUCCAUCGAGACUUUUAAAACUGAAGAAAGAUAAGGAAGACUUUUAUAGGAGCUGUGCAUGGACUCAUUUAUACCUAAAGGUAAGACCAUAAUAAUGUUUUUUUUAAUUAAAUGUGAUUUUCAUAAGGUAAGCGCCGGAGUGAGAAGAGGUUUUAAAAUAAUUAGCGCAUGCUUGCCAAUCCCGCAUGCUUUUGGUAAACGCAGGAGUGAGAAGAGGUUUUAAAUUAAUUAGCGCCCCGGCGGCUAUUCAAGGAAAUACGGUAAUCUUUAUCAUGAUUCAUUCCCCUGUUAGCAGAUUCAAACUCAACAGCAAAAUUCAACUCUUGGCUAAAUCAGCAGAUUUAAAGCAAUAAAUUCAAUGAUCCGUGAAUCAAUAAAUUCAUUGUGCCGUAAAUUAGUAGAUUAAUUGAUCCAUACAUCCAUAGAUGCAUUGAUCCAUAAAUCACUAGAUGAAUUGAUCUAUCAAUCAAAUGAAUUCAUCUUAAAGCAAUAUAUUCAUUAGUCCAUAAAUCAAGAGAUUAAUCAAUCCAUACAUCAAUAUAUACUGACUGCAGCUGGCAACUGGAGUUUAUGAUGUAUUUGAAAUGUAUUUGAUAUGUAUGUAUUCCUUUCUGUGCAUAGCAUUUGAUAUAUAAAUCUCCCAUGUAAUAUUUGUCAUAUAAAAAUGUAUUUCUGUUAUUUUCAUGUUGGCAGAUAUUGAUUGAUUAUGUAAGAAUAUUGUUGGAGCAUCGGGCCUUCCUGAACGAAUUCAUGAAAUUAUUGUUCUAUGUGACAAAAGUAUUCAUUGUGCUGCUCAUGUUGUAUUCCUCUUAUUAUUCAUACUUAUGUUUAUCAUACACGACAAUAAUUUUGUUGUGUAUUUAUAUUGUGUACAUCCUCCAGGAUAAAGCUCUCUUGUAAAUAUUUGACAUGUUGGCCAAUAACGAAAAGUAUGUUGAGUCCAUCAUGUACUUUGUCAUGUUACUGUACUAACAUUUGCAAAAGUCAGAAAAAAACACUUCAUGUUCCGCUUUGUUGACGUUGUAAUAUACGUUACAAGUAUAUGUUACAAGUAUACGUUGCAGUGUCUUGUUUAUGAUUGCUUUUUCAUCUGAAAAAAAUAAUACUUCACUUCAACGCA
Messenger RNA from Entelurus aequoreus (snake pipefish), 8588 nucleotides. RefSeq names its product neurofascin homolog (chicken) a (gene nfasca). The transcript has 34 exons. The coding region runs from base 391 to 4563 and encodes 1390 amino acids. The record is from RefSeq and is a predicted model, not a curated record. NCBI's taxonomy places the organism in Eukaryota, Metazoa, Chordata, Actinopteri, Syngnathiformes, Syngnathidae. Gene Ontology annotation, biological process: cell-cell adhesion; brain development. Gene Ontology annotation, molecular function: cell-cell adhesion mediator activity.